AUGGCAAGGACAAGCAGAGGUCGGCAGAAAGUUGAGAUGGUGAAGAUGGUGAAAGAUAGCAAUCGGCAGGUGACAUUCUCCAAGCGAAGGUCGGGUCUGUUCAAGAAGGCGAGCGAGCUGUGCACGCUGUGCGGCGUUGAGAUCGCCAUCAUCGUGUUCUCGCCUGGCCACAAAGUCUUCUCCUUCGGCCAUCCCAGCAUUCAGGCACUGCUCGACCGCUUCCUUGCUCGAAACCCUACCAAACUAGCCACCUCCUCUUCGUCUUCCUCCGCACAUCGCAAUGCUCAAGUUCGUGAACUCAACGCCCAGCUCACCCAGGUGCUACAAGAAGUGGAGAUAGAGAAGAAGCACGGGGAGGAGCUAAACCGAAUAAGGAAGAUAAGCCAAAGCCAUUGUUGGUGGGAAGCACCAGUGAGGGAGCUUGGGCUGGAUCAGCUCCAGCACCUCAAGGCAGCAUUGCAAGAAUUCAGCAAAAACAUUUCAAGGCAAAAGCUUUUCCUCCAAACCUGCUCCGCUCCUACUCCUACUCCUCCACUGCAGUUUUUUGGCCCAGCUAACCCCGCCAUGGCCACACUGCCGACUGCAGAUAAUCAUCUUCAAUAUGACAUCAAGAACAUUAAUCCUACUACUACUACCACCAACAGUAAUAACAAUCUUCAUCUUCAUCAUGGAUAUGGGUCAGGAUUCUACUAA
This is a messenger RNA of Linum tenue, 693 nucleotides long. The record is from the annotation of a GenBank genome assembly. Lineage: Eukaryota; Viridiplantae; Streptophyta; Magnoliopsida; Malpighiales; Linaceae.